Hippocampus comes (tiger tail seahorse) is the source of this 530-nucleotide messenger RNA. RefSeq names its product ribosomal protein L35 (gene rpl35). Gene Ontology annotation, biological process: translation; maturation of LSU-rRNA from tricistronic rRNA transcript (SSU-rRNA, 5.8S rRNA, LSU-rRNA). Lineage: Eukaryota; Metazoa; Chordata; Actinopteri; Syngnathiformes; Syngnathidae. Gene Ontology annotation, cellular component: cytosolic large ribosomal subunit; ribosome. Gene Ontology annotation, molecular function: mRNA binding; structural constituent of ribosome. The transcript has 4 exons. Bases 120 to 491 code for a protein of 123 amino acids. The record is from RefSeq and is a predicted model, not a curated record.
CUGUAUUUUGUAAGACGCUAACGCAGAACCCGCAGAGGCAAAGAAGAAAAUAUCCGGAAGCUCCCUUUUUGUGAACACGCGGUACGUCCGGCCUUUCUGGCAGCGUAGCGAGAGGCAACAUGGCUAAGAUCAAGGCAAGAGAUUUGCGUGGUAAGAAGAAGGAGGAGCUGCUCAAGCAGCUGGAUGACCUGAAAAAUGAACUGUCACAACUCCGUGUGGCCAAAGUAACAGGCGGAGCGGCGUCGAAGUUGUCGAAGAUCCGCGUUGUCCGCAAAUCUAUCGCCAGAGUUUUGACGGUCAUCAACCAGACUCAAAAGGAGAAUCUGAGGAAAUUCUACAAGGGCAAGAAGUACAAGCCCUUGGAUCUGAGGCCCAAGAAGACCAGAGCUCUGCGUCGCCGCCUCAACAAACACGAAGAGAGUCUGCGUACAAAGAAACAGCAGAGGAAAGAUCUUCUUUACUCAAUCCGCAAAUUUGCUGUCAAAGCUUGAAACAUUUUCUAUCAACUAAAUAAAACAUGUUAAAGAUGG